This is a messenger RNA of Tachysurus vachellii, 1661 nucleotides long. RefSeq names its product stomatin (EPB72)-like 3b (gene stoml3b). The record is from RefSeq and is a predicted model, not a curated record. Bases 70 to 906 code for a protein of 278 amino acids. Gene Ontology annotation, cellular component: plasma membrane. The transcript is spliced from 7 exons. NCBI's taxonomy places the organism in Eukaryota, Metazoa, Chordata, Actinopteri, Siluriformes, Bagridae.
UCACUUCCUCCAGGGUCCCAAACAACUCUUCUCCUACAAACCUCUACAGGGACUACUUGUUAUACAGAAAUGGAGCAUCGAAUAGAGAGAGGAAAUGCAAGCAAGCAAGACUUAAUUAAUGAGAGUGUACCGGGCCUUGGCUUCUGUGGAUGGAUAAUUGUUACUCUGUCUACUUUUUUCACAGUGCUGUUCUUCCCAAUAACAAUUGGUAUUAGCCUCAAGAUUAUUAAAGAAUAUGAAAGAGCCGUUAUAUUCAGACUUGGCCGCAUUACAGCUAAAAAGCCAAAGGGACCAGGUAUCUUCUUCAUCAUUCCCUGCACUGACAGCUUUGUAAAGGUGGACAUGAGAACAGUAUCAUUCGACAUUCCUCCUCAAGAGAUUUUGACAAAGGACUCAGUGACAGUAAGUGUGGACGGAGUGGUGUAUUUCCGAGUGAGUGAUCCCAUCGCUUCUGUGGCAAAUGUCAACAAUGCUGAUUACGCUACUCGCCUGCUUGCUCAGACUACUCUGAGGAAUGUUCUGGGCACCAAGAACCUAUCAGAGGUUCUGUCAGACCGUGAGGGCAUCUCUCACAGUAUGCAGGCGACUUUGGAUGACGCCACAGACUCUUGGGGCAUUAAGGUGGAGCGUGUGGAGAUAAAAGACGUGAAGCUGCCUCAUCAGCUUCAGAGGGCCAUGGCAGCCGAGGCUGAGGCAACCCGCGAAGCUAGAGCUAAGGUGAUCGCAGCAGAGGGAGAAAUGAACGCUUCACGUGCUCUGAAAGAGGCUUCUCUGGUGAUCGCUGAAUCUCCAUCUGCUCUUCAGCUCCGUUACCUGCAGACCCUUAACACUAUUGCCGCUGAGAAGAACUCCACCAUCAUCUUCCCACUGCCCAUAGACAUGAUGGGUCACUUCAUGAAAAAAUGAAAAUUGAAAAAUUACUCCAGAAUCAAUCACAAAUAUGAACAUUUACUUUUCAGACCAAAAUGUAUUACUUUCACAUUCUAUUUUCCAGAAUUCACCUCUGACUACAAACAUGACAACCAUGGACUCCAACUCCUAGUUCACUUGUUCAAGUUCACCUCAAUACUCAUUGCACACACCUGGACUCAAUCUCCACUACACACUAUUUAAGCACACACUCUGCACUAAGACUUACAAACUAUUCCUUCAGCUCUAUUUCUGCUCUGACGUACCAAGCCUUUUAUAAACCCAUUGAUUGACAUUGGAACAUUUAUUAUUGUUCUCAGUGCUAUGUAUUUUUGCUGAUACUAUGCAGUGUUCUGUGAAAACUGAUUCAGAAAGAGACAUAAAAACACAAUAAACUGUUUAAUUAUUUUAACAUAUGCCACAUUUACAGUUUAUGUACGUAUAGUUCACUUCAAAAGAAUUAGAUUGCCAAGGCCCAGUUGUUUGUUUUUGCUAUACAAUAAAGACAUUUCAGAAAAUAAACAUUACAAAUUUGUGCAAAGAAAACACCACAGACAAGAAGGAAAAAUAUAAAGAAAUUUGUGACAUUUUGUAGCAAACAAAUAGAACACUGCUUUACUAUCUUUGUGUGUUACCCUUGGAUUGACACAAUGAUAUAGUAAUUAAUGAUUAUAAAACUGUUUAAAUGUGAGAUUUAUGCAAAUACUAAACAAGAAGAAACAAUCUUCAAUAAAAUGUUGUUUAAAAAGUCA